Messenger RNA from Anoplopoma fimbria (sablefish), 4861 nucleotides. RefSeq names its product EMAP like 1 (gene eml1). Gene Ontology annotation, molecular function: microtubule binding. The record is from RefSeq and is a predicted model, not a curated record. Bases 559 to 3030 code for a protein of 823 amino acids. Gene Ontology annotation, cellular component: mitotic spindle. Gene Ontology annotation, biological process: microtubule cytoskeleton organization. NCBI's taxonomy places the organism in Eukaryota, Metazoa, Chordata, Actinopteri, Perciformes, Anoplopomatidae. The transcript has 23 exons.
CACACACCCAGUGACUGCCUAUGCCAGAGCCUGCGCUCUCAGCUCAAGCCCUCUUAAAGCUGUUUUUCUGCUGGAGAUCAGCGAGAGCUAACGACACACAGCUGCCUCUGCAGAAGACAGAAGGACAAGAGGAGAACAGAAGGAGGGUGAAAAGAGGACAGGAAGGAGUAAAGGACAAGCAGGGGAGGAAACAAAACCAUCAGCAGCCUCUUAACUUCUGUCCCUGCGUCUCUCCGGCGGUCCGGUGCAGUCGUUCUUCAGCAGGGAGUGUUCUCCGGCGUAGUUCAGGACUUUUUUUGUUACAAGGGGGUGGAAAAGAAGAAGGGUUGGAGUUCACAUGACAUAAUCGGAGUGAAUGGGUUGCCAUGGUGACUCACCCAGGGAGCCUGACCCGUGCAGAGUGAAUGGAGGGAGCGCCUUGGACGCAAAGUGAACGAUAAACUAACCGAAGGGAGUCACCAGAGAGAGAGAGAGAGAGAGAGAGGAGAGAGAGAAAGAGGAGAGCAAAGGAGUGGUGGAUAACAGAGGGAGCACAGAGGAGCAGAGCAGAGGUUGAGAAUGGAGGACGGGUUUUCCAGCUACAGCAGCUUGUAUGACACCUCAUCACUGCUACAGUUCUGCAACGAUGACAGUGCGUCAGCAGCCAGCAGCAUGGAGGUUACCGACCGCAUCGCCUCCCUGGAGCAGAGGGUCCAGAUGCAGGAGGACGAGAUUCAGCUGCUAAAAUCGGCUCUUGCCGACGUGGUGCGAAGGCUCAACGUCUCCGAGGAGCAGCAGGCCAUGGGCUCACGCAGAGGCCCCACCAAAGCCAGGCCAAUGAUUGCCACCCUGCCGUUACGGCCCACAGUGAACAACGGGACCAUCCUACCAAAGAAAGGCAGUGGCACUCUGCCCUCCCCAUCCGGAUCCGGAUCCAGGAAGGACACCGGCAUCCCAGCCAACAAGAGCACUGUGAGGAGAGCCAACUCGAACGAACAUGUGGGAACUCUUACGCGGAAGGAUUCGGGCGACUCCAAGGGCAACCGAACUCGUGCCGGAUCCACCGGCAGCAAUUCCAGCGGCAAAAGAAGUGACAGCAAACAGAGGGAUCCAGUGUUCAAUGCAGGGACGCGACGUGUGACCCACUGCAAAGAGGAAGGUUAUGUGAAAAUGUACUUGAAAGGUCGUCCCAUCACCAUGUACAUGCCCAGAGACCAGGUGGACAGUUACUGCCUGGAGGCCCGAGCCGACCUGCCCGGCAACAAACUCAAACUGGACUGGGUUUAUGGUUACCGCGGUCGAGACUGUCGCUCCAAUCUUUACCUGUUGCCCACUGGAGAAACGGUGUACUUCAUCGCCUCAGUGGUCGUCCUGUUCAAUGUGGACGAGCGGCUUCAGCGACACUACACCGGACACACGGAUGACAUCAAAUGCCUGGCCGUCCACCCCGAUAAAAUCACCAUAGCAACCGGUCAGGUGGCGGGCACCUCUUCAGAUGGAAAACAGCUGGCUCCUCAUGUCCGUGUGUGGGACUCUGUCAGCCUCAACACACUCCAUGUUCUGGGUUCAGGCUUCUUUGACCGAGCCUUGGUCUGCCUGGCUUUCUCCAAGUCGAAUGGAGGAAAUACAUUGUGUGUCGUAGACGACUCCAACGACCACGUCCUCUCUGUCUGGGACUGGCAGAGGGAGGACAGGCUGGCUGAAGUCAAGUGCUCCAACGAGUCAGUGUUUGCUGCAGACUUUCACCCAACAGACAGCAACAUCGUAGUGACCUGCGGCAAGUCCCAUCUCUAUUUCUGGAACCUGGAGAAAGGCGUGCUGGUCAAGAAGCAAGGACUGUUUGAGAAACAGGAGAAACCCAAGUUUGUAUUGUGCGUGACCUUUGCAGAAAAUGGAGACGCCAUCACAGGAGACUCAAGCGGGAACAUCCUGGUGUGGGGAAAAGGAACUAAUCGUAUCAGCCACGUCAUCCAAGGAGCUCACGAGGGAAGCAUCUUUGCUUUGUGCAUGCUGAGGAACGGCACGCUGGUAUCUGGAGGUAAAGACCGCAGGCUGGUCUCCUGGGACGGCAGCUACCAGCAGAUACAAACGGUGGAGGUGCCCGAGUUGUUUGGACCAAUCAGGACCAUAGCAGAGGGCAGAGGGGAGACUGUGCUCAUCGGGACCACCAAACACUUUGUUUUGCAAGGCAGUUUGGAUGGAGAGUUCAUGCCUAUUACACAGGGUCACACUGAUGAGUUGUGGGGUUUGGCCGUCCAUCCCUGGAAGCCUCAGUUCCUCACCUGUGGCUAUGACAGGCAGGUCUGCCUGUGGGACUCAAGUUCCCAUCAGCUCAUCUGGACCAAGAGUAUGGAAGAUACUGCCCAAUCAGCAGGCUUCCACCCAUCUGGAGCCGUGGUUGCCAUAGGAACCCAGACUGGCAGGUGGCUGGUUCUGGACUCUGACUCUAAGGAUCUUGUCACAGUGCACACAGACGGGAAUGAACAGCUGUCUGUUAUGUGCUACGGCCCAGAUGGUAACUUCCUGGCCAUCGGUUCCCACGACAACUACAUCUAUAUCUACGCCGUGGCGGAAAACGGGAGGAAGUACAGUCGAGUGGGAAAGUGCUCGGGUCACUCUAGUUUCAUCACCCAUCUGGACUGGUCAGUGGACUCCCAGUACCUGGUGUCAAACUCAGGGGACUACGAGAUCCUGUAUUGGAUCCCAUCAGUGUGUAAACAGGUGGUCAGUGUGGAGACCACCAGAGAUAUCGAGUGGGCCACCCACACCUGCACUUUGGGCUUCCAUGUCUUUGGCUUGUGGCCCGACGGUUCAGAUGGCACCGACAUCAACGCCACCUGCAGGUCCAGUGAUAAAAGCCUCCUGGUUACCGGAGACGACUUCGGGAAGGUCCACCUGUUCUCAUACCCCUGUUCACAGUUCAGGGCUCCCAGCCAUGUUUACCGUGGCCACAGCAGUCACGUGACCAACGUGGCCUUCCUGCAUGACGACGGCUACCUGGUGUCAACUGGAGGGAAGGACAUGAGCGUGAUGCAGUGGAGGAUAGUUUGAGGGACCCGGCAGAGACACAUACUGUUGUUUUGUUACUGCUGCUGGGGCCUGAAACCCAGCUGAAGCAAACUGAACUGAACUGCACUAAACUGAACCAAACCAAACUUAAAUUAACUCAGAAGCUAAAAAAAGGUGGAUCUGCUGAACUGAAGUGAAUUGACAGAAGAGGAACUAGAGGUUUUCUUCCUGAUCUGCUCUCAGAUCCCAAAUGGGACGAACUGUUGGAAGUUUUUCGUGCCGUUGCUUGAAAUACAAAAAUCUUGAAUAUUUCACCUUUUCUUUAAUCCCACUACAUGUAAGAAAAAAAAUGUAUCUCACAUACUGUAGCAAAGUCACCGAUGACAUGAGACAAAACCAAUCAAACGGAUCAAAUCCAACUAAACAGAACCAAAGGCUCUGACUUUCUGACUGCAUCUGAAUAGUUUCACUGUUCAUCUGUUCCACAGAUGAUGGAUUGAAGAGGUUCAUCACCGCUGGAGAUCCAGGAGUAUUGGAACAAAAACUGUGUACGGAAAGAAAGAACAUAGUGAUUUUCUAAUUGUUGAACUUUAGUUUGUUUUGUAUUUAACAACUCAGGAAAGCACUAGUAAAGCAGAACUCUUUUAUUAACAUUAACAUAUCAGAAGGAUCCCUAAACACAGCUCACUUAAACAUACAGAGAGGUAUCGACUACGGUUAAUAUCAGAUUCAACUGUUGUCCAACCAUUAUUGAUUUAUUUGCAUUGACUAAUUCAGUAUGAAAACCACCUUUACAGUCUUCAUGAUACCUAGUUACAGCAAGGUUCAGCCAGAUGUGAUGUUACCCACCAUUUGAAACUAUUGUCCUAUUGUUCUUUAAGGGCAAUGGCCAUUAAAGAGUUUGGAUUUAAACUUUUUUUUUUACAAUACAUUAUAAAAAAACACGUUCUACUUUUUUGUGCUUCCAGGUCUUAAAAAAGGCACCUUUCCUGUUAUUUAUUGAUCAAGAGUCAAAUCCUUCACUCCAAAAUUUUUCAAGUUUUUCCCUGAAAUAAAUCCCUGUUUAGUCCCAUAUGUGUUAAUUUACUGAGAGGCUUGAAACAGAUAAUGAGCAAAAUGUGGGUGAAUAUACAGUGUUUUAAAGUGUUACCGAUUUUUAAAAUGGGUUUUUGUGUCCUGCCCUUGCCUCGAGGUGCAAGGAAAAUGAAAAGCAAGUUUUUUUGUUUUUUUAAUGAUGUGAAGCCUUUUUAAUCUGCAUCCCUCUGCAUUUUACUGCACCGGGAUCAGCUUAGAAAGGAGAAGGAUGAGACCAUUACACUGUAACUGUUUACGUCUGAUGUGCUCCUCAGAAGAGCACCAUCACUGGCAAGUUAUUUAACUGAGCUGAACCUUCUUGAGUGUUUUCUUCUUCUAGAAACAUACAGUAGGCCUUUUUAAACUACACAAUAGAACAAGCUAAUUACCAUUUAGUAUUUACCAGAGCUUUUCAUGAACCAAUGAUGUCUGUUUUCAAUGUUCCAAGCUGCGUUCUGUCCGUACACCUACUGUACAUCACACUCCUUAUCUUACUGUCAACACUAAGCCAAUAUUACACACACACAUGCAUGAAAAAAAAAAAAAUGAAUAUUUUGACAGAGGGUUCAACAGAUUUUAGUAUGACCAUAACUGCCACAGAUGUGAAGCAUCUUGGUGUUGUUUUGAAAGCCUGAUGGUUGACUCACUGUUGGAGUUUCAUUAUCAGGAAAACUACUCACAUCUAACAGCAGUGAUUUAAAGUGAGCCCUCUAACAUGAUUUGUUUUCACCACUAAACACCUGGAGCUGCAGUAUACCAUUAAACUUUGGACAUUGGUCUGAAAGUAAAUGCUACAUGA